Molecule: messenger RNA, 4018 nt
Organism: Frankliniella occidentalis (western flower thrips)
Lineage: Eukaryota; Metazoa; Arthropoda; Insecta; Thysanoptera; Thripidae
Product: transcription factor SPT20 homolog
Exons: 10
Coding region: 262-1893 (543 amino acids)
Biological process (GO): regulation of transcription by RNA polymerase II
Cellular component (GO): SAGA complex; SLIK (SAGA-like) complex
Molecular function (GO): structural molecule activity
Source: RefSeq, a predicted model, not a curated record
UUAUUUCAAAGCACAACACACGGUCUCCUGGAUCCAGCACAGCAUUUCUACCUGGCAGAGACUUGGUAGCAGAAAAAAGAAGUAAACAAAAACUUAUGCGAAUUUGUUCCCACAAACAGCGCCUUUGGCUUUAAUUUAACUCAUUUUCUAGCGAAGGUAUGCAAAAACUCACCGUUAAGUGCGGCGGGGCGUAGGCCAGGGGCGUAGGCCUGUAAAACUUCAUCGAUUUGUAAUCGUGAUUCUUUAUCAAACGAAAUAACCAUGGACCUAGCUGAGAUGAUGAAGACAAUCAUGGCAAAAGAGGCUGGGCUGAAUACAGGUGUCAGCUCAUCAGUUACUGCAUCAGGAGUAAACUCAGCAAUUCUUGCUGGCAGCUCCACGUCCAUCUCAGGUUCAGCCUCAAGUGGUCAAGCAUCGACCACAGGCACUCCUUUUGGUACCACGUACAUCACAGAGAAACUGUAUACAGUUCUUCAAAUGUAUCUGCAGCACAAAGGAUGGAACUCAGUGGAGCUUUUACAGUGCUUUGCUGAAAUGAAAGAAGCUGCAAUGAUACCAAACGCAGCAGCUUAUUUACAAAUGAUGGCAUCAAGAGUAACUCUUGAUUCUCAGGGACGAUUGGUGCAUCGAGAAAAUGGAAAACUAAUUUUACCAUUUGAACAUUUUGCCAAUGCUGUUAUGUUGAAACAUAUGAACAGGCCACAUUCAAUGCAUUUGAAUCUCGAGGCAACUGUGAGAGCAGUUAUGGAGUCCUACACAAUUGGAAGAGACUACUUUGGUAUGGAAAAGGAGUUUAUCUACGAAGUAGUUCAAAACUGCCCUGAGUGUCGAUAUUACAAAAGUCAAAUGCCAUCAUAUCAUCCCAUUCCGGAUAAUAAUGAUAAGUCAUCCAAGGGUUUAAAAGACCUUCUACCUGUUACCCAGAGGCAACAUCAAGAUUAUAAGUCUUCUUCAAGAGGCCAGGUAUCUCAGUCACUUGCUGACGCUGCUAGCAUUUUGCGAGCUAGUACAGGGACUCCUGCACCGUUUUCCAAAAGUUCAUCUUCAAAUGAGUUUUCUCAAAGCAACAUGUCUUUAGAUAUAGGAAGUCAGUCCUUGGGAGACUUAAAAACUGUCAAUGCUAUGCUUGAAUUGAGUAGAGCAAAGGCUGCUGCUGCUGCUGCAGCUGCUGCAGCAGCCACAAACAUUCCUAGCAGAAGUAAUACUCCUGCACCUACUCGAGCACAACUAUUAAAUGCAGCGGUAGCGGCUCAGCAGCAGCAACUCCUGGCAGAGAAAGCUGUUCGCAACCUACAACAAGAAAAACAGCAACAACAACUUCAACAUCUUCAACAGCAACAACAGUUGCAGUUGCAACAGCAACAGCAACAGCAGCAGCAACAGCAACUUCAGCAACAGCAGCUUCAGCAACAGCAACAGUUACAUCAGCAACAAAUUCAGUUACAGCUACAACAGCUUCAGCAACAGCAGCAACAAAUUCAACAGCAGCAACAGCAGCAACAGCAGCAACAGAAGCUUUUACAACAGCAAAAGUUACUUGAUCAUUUCCCCACAAUGCUUGAUCCAAAACUAACAGAUUUCCUUCGGUCAAAUUUGGACAAUUUGGAUAACUUUUCAAGUUCAAACAAAGAUCUGCUUGCCCUACACAACGGUGCUUGGUCUUCACAUGAGGAUCAAGGCUCUUACAAAAGAUCUAACAUGGAAGGUGGGCAGGAGAAAAUAGUUCGUGCUUUUGCAGAAGUGAUGAGAAAUUUGCAUCGCAUGAAAAUGUGUAUCAGACCAUCCAUGUGUAAACCAUAUGGAAAACAAUCUGAAAUGUUGCAAAAAACUCUGGAAGACACCCUCCUACUUGUUCAAGCCAUGCGGUCUUUUCUCCCUCCUCCACAGUAUUAAACCCGCUUAAAUGUUAUGAAAGCUUACUUUUGACUCUGAUCUGAACAUAGCUUUCUGUAUGCACAGAUAUGCACAUCGAGCUUCCACUCAUGUCAUGUUAUUCUUGAUAAUUUAAGAUAUAAUUUCAAUCAGUAUCAGUCCAUGUAACUGUGUUAAACAUGUGAUGCUAGAAUCAUGUGAAAGACAAAAGUGUCUGUAUUCUCAUAUCGAUGCUGGAUUACUCUCUCCAAAUGUAUCCUUAAACUUGGUGGGCACAGCAUUCUAGUCUAGUCAGUUGAAAAACAUGGGUUCAUGAAUCAUGACUUUUUGGAUAUCUGUGAUAUAAUUUUUCAUCUUGUAAACUACUUUUUAUUGUAUGUGUUUUUGUAAUUUAUUAUCUGGUGCUAUUGUUUUGUGUAAAACUAUGAAGAUGUGUUGAAGCCUGUAAUUUAUUUUGUAUCUAAAUAAGCUCCAAUGCUAAGCUUUUAUUCCCCCCUUGUCUUUUAAACAGGUAUGUAAUACUACCUACUUCAUCCGUAAGUUCUAUUAAAUGGUUUGAGUAUGUGCUAUUAGUUCACCUUCAAGUCUUAUUGACUGUCAAAUUGUAGCCAGUAUUAUUGUGAAAAUGCUGCUGUAGGUGCAUAGCAGUACUUAACUCAUAUAGGAUGUGGAGACUGCCUGCUGAAAUAAUUCACAGUAGAAUGUUAACUGUUAAUGUCAUUUUUCUUUUCUUUCUACUUUCCAUUGUUAACUAUGUUUUGUUUGUUAAUGUCAGUUUGUUUCAAAUUUUAUUGCUUCAGUUUGUUAUCUUGGAUUAAGCUCAUGUGAUUUUUUGUUUGAAAGAAAAUGCAAAUCAGUAUGUGCUGUUAAAACCCUUUUAAAUCUUCUCACCAAUCAAAAUGUUAGAUUUUAUGAAAGUUUUUUUUUCUUUCUAAGCUUUAGGUUACAGCUGUGACAUUCAUCAAAAACACUCUAAGAUAUUAGGAUAAAGAAAUGCAAGGAAUCAAAAUACCAAGCUAAACCUGGGUGAUUAAUUAAGAUGGUGUUGCUUUGGUUGGAGUGACUGGUGCAGUCAAAUUGGGACCGCGUUUAAUUGUAUUGUAUCAUGUAUGUAGAUUACCAUAAGAACCAUUUUAUUGCUUAUCCUUCCACUUAUUGUACAAACCAAUAUCCCUAAUUCACAAUUCUACAAGACAUUGCUAUGCUGUGGAAGAUUUCCUCUUAGGAACUGGUUUUAUAUCUAAUAUCAGCUUUGCAACCAUGUUUCUGUGCUAUUAAGUAUCAGAUGUAAAUAGAUUUUAAAAACUCAGGCCAUAAGUCUUGCAAACUACCAUAAAACCUUGGCUUUGCCUUGAGGUUAACUCAUUUCUCAUUUACUUUGGUAAGGAAUAAUCUUGCUUUAAUUAUUCAUGCCUGAAGUUAGUGUUCUAUGUUCGGAUACCUGUUAAAAUCUACUACCUACAGUACUCGUAUUUAGCGUGGUUGUUUAUUAAUUCCAAUUUGUGUAAUUGUAUCGGAUGUGGAUCAGUAUUGAAGUCAAUCUUUGUUUUUAGGCUAAUUGAUUAGCUACAUUUACAUUCUUUGAUGACAUCGUUGUUAUUUUUGUGAUCAAGUUUCUCUAAUCAUUUUAGGAUAUUUCAAAUUACGUAAAUUAAAUUUGCGACAUUUUUUUUAUUAAUUGGAAAAAGAAAACAUCACUAUUCAUGGUAUAAACUUCCUUCCUAAACAAUCAAAUAAUCUAGUCUGUUUGACUGAAAAAAGGGGGUUAACAGGUCUCUCACACAAUUAUUUUUUCUUGUAUCUGUCUGAAAAUAUCUUAUAAGAUAAUAUUAUGUAUUUGGCUUUAAAAGCCUUCCUUUUAAUUUUUUGUCAUUGUGAUCUGCAAAAUUUGAGCAUACUACAAGGAAAGGCAUUGUUCCUUCUUCCUCCAUGCAAGGGUUAAGUUUCUUAAGAGAAAGCGCUAUGUAGCUCCUUAAUGCUUUUUUCAAGCAUGUGCUAUCAGAGAUAUGUAACAUGUAAUCAAAAAUGUCGUAUUUUAACACUGACAUCUGACAGACAUCUGACAGUUAUUGUAAUCUUAACAAAUUUCCAGCAUCUCACAAGUGAAUCUCUUGUAUCCAAAAGGACAAUAAAUACAGUGACAGUG